Messenger RNA from Penicillium angulare, 963 nucleotides. RefSeq names its product SMP-30/gluconolactonase/LRE family protein. Lineage: Eukaryota; Fungi; Ascomycota; Eurotiomycetes; Eurotiales; Aspergillaceae. Gene Ontology annotation, molecular function: gluconolactonase activity; calcium ion binding. The transcript is spliced from 3 exons. The record is from RefSeq and is a predicted model, not a curated record. Gene Ontology annotation, biological process: L-ascorbic acid biosynthetic process. Bases 1 to 963 code for a protein of 320 amino acids.
AUGGCAGGUUUAGAGUCAAUCAACGGAGGCAAGAAAUGGUACUCCUGCCCAGAACCAAUGGUACUCGGAGAGGCACCGAUCUUUCGGGCUAGUGACUCCACCCUACAUUGGGUUGAUUGCCUAUCAGAACCAUCAAGACUUUACAUCCUCAACAUCGAUGAUGAGGGUGAGGCAGUUGGAGAAGCUCGAGUACUGGAUCUCGAAGACAGCGUCACGGUGGUCUUUUUUCGAAAAGAUAAGCCUGGAUAUAUAGCUGCUUAUUAUCAAGGAGUAUGUUUUAUCGACGAAAAGACGGGGAAAAUGGAUAUCGUCAAAGAGAUCAUUCCAACCGAUCAGCGAGACGAGCUACGAUUUAAUGACGGCGGAAUCGACGCCAAGGGGAGAUUCUGGCUGGCCGAGAUCGACAAAAAAGCCAUGGCAUUUGGUCCAAACAAACUCCCAUCAAGUUAUGGGACCCCCCGGGGUCGUUUGUGGAGAUAUGAUCCUGAUGGAAGUCUUCAUAUGAUGAUUGACGAAGGGGUUAUCUGUGGAAAUGGACUCGGCUGGAGUCCAGAUAAUCAAACCAUGUACUUCCACGACUCCGUUGCUAUGGUUGUGUGGGCCUAUGAUUUCCACUUAGAAUCGGGUAGUAUCACCAACAAACGCCUACUGAUUGACCGACGAGAUUCAUUUGGAGAACCAGACGGAAUGGUAGUCGAUACGGAGGGAAACCUUUGGAUUGCAAUGUUUGACUCUAACCGGGUCAUGGUUUUCAGUCCUAGCGGUCGACAUUUGAAAGACAUUGUAUUCUCUGCAAGAAAUCCCGCAUGCACGACCUGGGGUGGUAAAAAUUUUGACAUCAUUUACAUAGCCAGUGGGAAAGAUCGUCGUGCAAACCCAGCGCCCAAUGACGAAGGGGGCCAUAUGUUUCGGUAUAAGCCAACAGAUGCUCGUGGCCAACCUAAGCACGAGUUCAACGGCUGA